UUCUACUUUACCUCAUUAUCGUUCUUUCCAUUUCAUUUCGUUAACACACUGCAAUGGAACCCAAACUUCCCAAUGAAGGUUCUUCGUCUAACCCUGCAAUGGAACCGAAACAUCCCAAUGAAGAAACUUUUCAAAGGUUUGUAUAUGCUUACCUGAUGGAGAAAGGAUAUGAAAAGACUGCUGAGAUUUUCCGAAAUGAUACUCAAAUUUCUAUACCAAUGCCUGAUCUUAAUGAACCACCUGGAUUCUUGUCCGACUUCUGGAAUAUAUUCUACGAUACGUAUAACUCUAGAGCUAGGCAAAGAAACGAACAAACUUCUCCUCAGAAUCAGCAGCCCACCCCCAGUAAUGCUGGUUCCACGCAGAAUCAGGUUAUAGUGCAGCAGCGAAGCAACACUUCCACACAGAAUCAGGUUAUAGUGCAGCCCCCAAACAUUGGUCCUGUAAUCAACACUACUACUGCAUCAAUGAUUUCUAUUAAACACCAUUUAACUUUUCCAAGCGGUGGUGUGAAGCUUUUGUCCUGCGAUAUUUCAUCAGAUGGAAGGAUUGUAGCAAGUGGAGGGCAGGGCCCGCAUGGGAGGAAGCCUUUCAUUUGCUACACGGAAAAUCGUAUUGCUGUUACUGCAAAAGACACACAUACAGGUACAAUCACACAUGUUAGAUUUCAUCCAGAUUGUAAGCGGUUUGCAACCGCUUCGGCUGAUAGAACAGUAAAACUAUGGAAUGCAGCAACUCAUCAGACAGUGUUGCACCAUAUGAACCAUAGUGUACUUAGACAUAAAGGGGCUGUAAGAUCGUUGGACUUCCACCCAUUCGAUUAUAAAACUCUUUGCUCAUCCGACGAUACUGAAAUUAAAGUAUGGGAUGUCAAUACGUGCGUGACGUCGUACAGCUCUAAGGACGGUGGAGGAAUAGUUAGAGUUCAGCCUUUAUAUGGGAGACUUUUGGCAGUUGCUAAUGGAAAUGCUAUCACCAUACUUGAUUCUCGUAAUUUGGUUUUUGUGAGGAAACUUGAGGGACAUGUUAAAGACAUUAAGUCCAUGUGUUGGGAUGUCACUGGCCAAAUGAUUGCCUCUGUGAGUGAAGAUGAAGCACGUGUCUGGUCGGCGAGCGAUGGACAAUGCAUAGGUAGCUAUCCAUCUAAAGAGAGGAAGUUUCAGUCUGUCAUAUUUCAUCCUCGAUACCAUAAGGCCUUAGUUAUUGGUGGCCAUAAGUGUUUGUUAUCGUUGAACCUUGAGAGUAUGAGCGAAUGUACUACGCGUGACACUCAGUUCUCAAUUACUGCACUGGCAGCUGCCAAGGCGCAAAGUCAAUUCAUUGCAUCAGGUAGCGAUGAUGGUGUGGUGAAGAUUUGGAAAUGAUCAAGUUCUAGAAGUUCUAGUUACUGUCUCUUCUCUUCUGUUAGAUAUAAUCUUUCUGUAUAUGCCACUUGUAUGUCUUGUUGUUAGUCACAAAACUGAACAGAUUUCAAGCUCUGCAGUUUUGUAUUACACUUUUAC
Molecule: messenger RNA, 1502 nt
Organism: Lathyrus oleraceus (garden pea)
Lineage: Eukaryota; Viridiplantae; Streptophyta; Magnoliopsida; Fabales; Fabaceae
Product: transcriptional corepressor LEUNIG
Exons: 9
Coding region: 54-1364 (436 amino acids)
Molecular function (GO): protein binding; transcription corepressor activity
Source: RefSeq, a predicted model, not a curated record